UUUCAAAAUUCAAAAUUAAAAAAUGACACCAAUUCAGCUGAUACGACUGAAUAUGCCGCAUUUCCGGGCCAAAACGUGGAAUACUAAAGCCAUGUCCACCAAGUCGGUCAAGUCCUGCUUCGCCAAGUCGAUGAGGCCCAUGAAGGAGUUCAAGCGACCGCGAAUAUCGAAGAUCAGUGUAGUUGGCGCCGGUCAGGUGGGCACGGCGAUCAGUGCCAUGUUGUUGCUCCGGAAUCUCACCAAGAACCUGGUCAUCCUCGAUAUUAACUACGAACUGGCCAAAGCGGAGGCACUGGACUUUCAGCACGCAUCCGCCUUUCUGAGCGAUGCUCGGGUGGUGCCCUGCGGCGAUAGUACCAACUCCAAGGAUUCCGAUGUGGUGAUUAUUACGGCGGGAGCUCGGCCCUCCGGCAAGGAUCGUUCUCGCUUGGCUGCAAUGCAAAAGACCGUCGAAAUCCUGAAGAAGGCGGUGCCCAAACUGGUGGAGCUCAGUCCCAAUGCCACCUUCAUUAUCAUCUCAAAUCCCGCCGAUGUUAUGACCUAUGCUGUCCAGCGAAUAACCAAUCUACCCAAGCAUCGCUGCUUCACCACUGGCUGUCACCUGGAUACGGUGAGGUUUCGCAAUCUGAUCGCAAAUCGACUUCGAUUGCCACCGUCUCAGGUUCACGGCUAUGUGAUCGGGGAACACGGCGCCAGUGCGGUUCCAGUGUGGUCCAGUGUCUCCAUUGCCGGCAUUCGACUGAAUGAUGUGGUCAAGAACCUGGCCUGCGGCGAUGAUCCGGAGAACUGGGCGAAGAUCAACAAGCAAGUCACCACCGGUGGUCUGGCGGUGGCCAAAACCAAGGGCUAUACCAAUUGGGCCAUUGCCCUCACCUGUGCGGAUAUCGUGCAGGCAAUGAGCGGCGGAAAGGGAAAGAUCGCAUGCGUGGGCACGGACAUGAAGGGCCUAAACGGAAUCCAGGACAACGUGGUGCUAUCGCUGCCCUGCUUGGUCACCGCGGGUGGCAUUAGCCACGUGUUCGAGCUGCCCCUCACGGAUGUGGAGCAAAGCAAGUUGCUGGCCUCCGCCAACAUUCUUCUGGAGGCCCAAUGCUCUCUGAGUAUUUGAUUCGCGGUUUGGCCAAAGUCACUGGAUUUUAACAAGUUUUAAUCCAUGAAUUCUUUAGUAGCUGAGCUACUGAAGAAUUCUAUGGAUGAACUUAUACUAAUGGUUUAUUUGUUGUUCCGAAAUAUUUAUAUCGCAAACGAAUACCUUUUGGAAAUGUACAUAUUCUGGAAAAUGUAUAUGGUAUGUACAUAUACAGAUAAGAAAAAAGAACUUAUGCCUCCAUUCAAUGCAUUGUUCAUGGAAAUAGCCCAUAAAAAACACACCCAAAUCUCAAGUGGAAAAUGAAAACCCGGAGAAGACCAGCUGUGGGAGUGAGUAGGCAAGCCCUUUGCCCUUUCCCACUUUCAGCUAGAGCAAGUGAGAUGCACACACACACACACGAAUCUUUUGUAGAAGAGCUAUAAAAAUGCAGCGAUACAAGAAAUCUUUGCUAGCAUUUCUGUGACCCUGUUCGUAGACGUCUAAAAUUUUGUAAUUUUUCCAAAAAAUAUGAUUUAUAUCGCUUGGUUAAGUGACAAUUCUUUUGAAGAUUUUGGAUCCCCAAAGGCCUUGGGGCAGGACGAUCAAGAGAAAUCGAAAGUCAAAGGUCUUGGAAAAGAAUAGGUGAACAGCGCAAAGGAGAAAGCAGCCGAUGAGCUCCGGCAAAGAAAUGCGGAGUCUUAAGAUGUUUGGGGCCUUCAUUGCGCAACUUUUGGAGCCAAGGUCUACGAUUGUAGCAGGCGCCCACGAAUCUCAGCAGCGAUCAGCCGAUCGCGUUCCGCUCGCCACAUUUCGUUUGUUUAUUCCACCAUUAUUUUUAUUAUUUUUGAUGGCGAUGCGACGAAGCGAAUCAAGUGGUUGGUUGACCCGGGGUUGCGACACGCCAAGAUUAUGCAGCAUCCCAUCAUCCAAUGGAUGCAAGUGUAGCCAAGUGUAACACGCCACCAGGCGAACAGAAGUUGGGCACGUGGAACUCCCACGAAACUUGGAGAUUUUCAACGCCUCGUUGCAUCGUCUGGGAAAAUGUUCCGCUACGAUUUGAUUUUUUUUGGGCUAUUGUUGCUAGUAGACACGCCCACGCAGGCCCUCAUGCCUUUCCCUUGAAAUUUGUUUAAAUAAAUGGAGAAUGCUUAGCAC
Molecule: messenger RNA, 2224 nt
Organism: Drosophila melanogaster (fruit fly)
Lineage: Eukaryota; Metazoa; Arthropoda; Insecta; Diptera; Drosophilidae
Exons: 1
Coding region: 23-1108 (361 amino acids)
Molecular function (GO): catalytic activity; oxidoreductase activity, acting on the CH-OH group of donors, NAD or NADP as acceptor; oxidoreductase activity
Source: RefSeq, marked reviewed